UAUAUACACACACAAGCUGAAUACAGAAACUAUUUGUAAAAAAGAAGCACGUUUAUUGUUUAUUGAGAUCAUCAUCAUUCUCAGAAACUUUUCUUUGUUGGAUAUAUUGUGCUGCUAAACGUUAUCCCACCAUGGAUAAUGAAACACUCUCAUUUCAAUAUAACAACGAGAAUUACUUUGCAAAUUUUUCAUAUAAACCCUCUGUGAUAGCAAAGGAUUACCUUCUUUACGAUGGAGUUCUUAAUGGCUCUGGAAUACAUCGUGGAAACAGGUGCAUUAUUCGUGUUUUGAAAACCAAACCUCACUCGAAAAAUGCUUGGAAAUCAUACCUUAAUACCAGAGCAUUACUUCAUAAAGCCAAAGCUUAUUUUGCGUCUCGCUUUGACAAGGAAUUUUUUCAAGUUCCAGAUUAUACCGAAGCACUAAUUGACAGAAUCUCUCUUAUUACCAAAUUCACUGUCUCAAGACACCCUGUUCCUGAUGAGACUGUACUUAUUGAUCACUACAAGGGUGCACAUGUGGAGGAAAAAUUAACAAGUCCAAGUCUUGAUGCCAUUUCUCAUUUCACUUUCUUAGAAUCCAAAGGACAAACAGUACUGACUAAUUUCCAAGGAUUUCGAAUUAACAAAAAAUCUAUCUGUAUUACUGGUGCAGAAUGUGUUGCUGUAAAUGCCGAAAACUUCUUAAAGCAACAUAAAUGCAAUAAAUAUUGUAAAAUAUUACAAAAUGUACCUCAGCACAUACCACAACCAACUUACAUACAAGACAAGAAUCAAGCAUCUAGUUACCAUAGCAUUGUAACGGCAAGAGCUAGUUUGCCACACAUAAUGUAUGGUCAUUAUAUUUGUGAUCAUUGUGAUAGAUAUAACCAUGGGGGCAUGUAUAAUCAUGGGGGCAUGUAUAAUCACUGUGGAAGUUACAAUCAUUGUGCAGUGUAUAACCAUACAGCUUUAAUGCAUUCUUCAAGCGUGCAAGAGAGAGAAACAUUUGGACACCUUCACCUUCGACCAGAGCCAUCAGCUCCACCAUUUGAUGAAGUCUUUUAUAGAGCUUCUUAAAACAGUAGCAACAUAAAUUUUUCCAUUUAUGCAGUGGAAAUUAAAAUUUGAACAGCUACAACUAAUUCUGGCUUAGCUAUAAGUUUUAAAACAAGGGAUUUUCUGUUAUGGAAUUCCACUGGCUACACAGAAAACAAGCAAAAAUAUUAGUGCUAUCUUUUGCGGCAUACUUUUUUUAUGCCAAAGCUGCUUCAGACAACAAGAUAGCCUACAGUCUGCAGGUCUCCCUUUAUUUGGUUCAAGCUCGGGAGGUGUAGAUACAAUAUCUUUUAUGAUAAUAUGCUGUCGUAAGGGUUUGUAAGUUGACUUAACAACUUUCAUGAAAACCAAAAGCAAAUAACUUGCUAAUUAUCUAUGGAAGAAAACAUUUUCAUUACUGGUGAAUUUGACAUUGUUCUAGAUGUUUUUUACUUUUUGAACAUUGUGUAGAGAAGCUACAGCUAAAACAUAAGAGGGACUUGUUACCAGACCUAAUGCAGAAGAAUGAGUGGUUGCCAGGCGUUUCCCUUCCUUUCAGUUAAUUGCUGGUAUAUAUUUGUAUUGGCUUCAGAAGAUUAAAAAACUAAGCUGAUUUUAUAGUCAGUGCCAAUGUUGAACUCUCAUCAUAAUAUUAUAAAGCUCGUAUAAUGUGGCUUGGCAUAAGCUACCUUUUUGAAUGCAAGUCUAUAUAUAUAAAGCAAUGCUACUGAAAUUCUGAGAGGGAGAAAGGAGAAAGAUGAAGCGAGAGUGAAAGAUAGAGAGAAAGCUCACAAUUAUUUUACAUGCGGGUUUCUAAAAAAACCAAUAUCUGUAAAAUCAAUAUAAAUAUUUGUGGGAACAGAGUUAUUGAUAUUGACAAAUCAGAUCAAAAAACUGAACAUCCAAAAAUAAAAAUAUUUGUAAAUAUAUAGAA
Molecule: messenger RNA, 1950 nt
Organism: Octopus sinensis (East Asian common octopus)
Lineage: Eukaryota; Metazoa; Mollusca; Cephalopoda; Octopoda; Octopodidae
Exons: 2
Coding region: 132-1058 (308 amino acids)
Biological process (GO): protein phosphorylation
Molecular function (GO): protein serine/threonine kinase activity; ATP binding
Source: RefSeq, a predicted model, not a curated record